AUGGAGCGCUGGGACCUGGAGAAGCGCUUCGAGCCGAAGCUGGUGGCCUACCUGAAGCGAACGGGGGCGCCCCCUCUUCAGGAAGAGCUUCAGCGGCUGGAGCAGGAGCUCCGGCAUGCCGGCGUGCCCCCCGUCUGUCGCUCGGGCUACUUGCUGGUGGUCUUCGGGGAGGUCUCCGAGAAGAGCACCGACGAAGACUUCCGGUACCUUCUCACCGGGAAGCGCGAGGGGAGGCCUGGGCCCUGGGACAGCAGCCCCGCUUGGCUCCGUUUUGCGUCUCCGUCCGUCCGCGCACGUCGGACUCUGAGGGACGGGUUAUCGCCAUCGCCAGAGAAGCGCCAGAAAGAAGACGCAGGCGCAGGCGCACCCGGCUUGCUCUCUGUUCCCUCCAACAACACCUUCCCUGCCCCCGUUCUUCAGGAGACAAGAGCACGGGCACAGGAGUUGUGCUCUUCAGUGGAACGGCAGCUGCCCAAUCAGCGGACCUUGCGAGGAGCCAAGCCCUCGAACGACCGCGGCCCCGACCGCGGGAACUCCGAGCGUGGAAACUCCGAGCGGGAGUCGCGUGGGAACUCCGCAGGUGUGCCUCCUCUGUCCGAGGGCUGGAUGAACGAGGAGGCACGGUAG
Messenger RNA from Symbiodinium necroappetens, 627 nucleotides. The record is from the annotation of a GenBank genome assembly. NCBI's taxonomy places the organism in Eukaryota, Dinophyceae, Suessiales, Symbiodiniaceae.